Molecule: messenger RNA, 2158 nt
Organism: Cinclus cinclus
Lineage: Eukaryota; Metazoa; Chordata; Aves; Passeriformes; Cinclidae
Gene: SLC25A39
Product: solute carrier family 25 member 39
Exons: 9
Coding region: 316-1470 (384 amino acids)
Biological process (GO): mitochondrial transmembrane transport
Source: RefSeq, a predicted model, not a curated record
GCUCAGGGCAGGGCAGGGGCUGCAGUCAGUCCCCUGGCCAGCAGCCUGCAGGAGUGUCUCAGCUGGCAGAGCUGGUGGCAGGGAUGUCUCUGCUCUGGAGCGUGAGGCCAUGAUGAGCUGGCAGGUUACCCUGGCCCCUCUUCCUUACGGGCUCGGGGGCCCUGCUGGGGAAGCCGGGCUCGUGCUUGGCUCUGUCCUUCCCCUCUGCAGCCCGAUGCCGAGGGGUCAGCACUGUGCCUGGCAGCCCCCAGCCCUCCAGAGACUCAGCCUGCUACAGCUGCUGGCUGUUCUCCCACUGCCUUUGUUCCAGUCUCCAUGCUGCUCCUCCUGGGCUCUGCCCUUUCCUGUGGGGUCAGUGGGCUGGGGCUGGCCCCAGGGGACUGGUUUGGUGACAGUAGGAACUGCUUGGGAAGUGCCUGUGGGAGCAUGCAGCCCCCUCGCCCACAGAGGUGUCCCGCUGCCUGUCUGGGAGCUGUAGCACACAUGUGUGCCCCAGCCCUGGGUGGUGGCAUGUCCCUUGGGUGGCUGCUCAGUGUGUCCCCGUUGUGUGUUUCAGUGUUGGCAGCGCAGUCAGUGCCCUGGGGCGCUCAGCCGGCCACAUGGAAGUGUUUCCUCUACUGCAACGGGCUCAUGGACCACCUGUACGUGUGCCAGAACGGCAACAGCUGCAGCGCCUGGUACAAGGCCCCUGGCCACUUCACCGGCACGCUGGAUGCCUUUGUGAAGAUCACACGCUCUGAGGGCAUCAGAUCGCUGUGGAGCGGCUUGCCCCCCACCCUGGUGAUGGCUGUGCCAGCCACAGUCAUUUACUUCACUGCCUAUGACCAGCUGCGGGACUACCUACACGCCCGGAUGGGGAGCUGGAACCACUACAUCCCCUUGCUGGCUGGGGCCCUCGCCAGGCUUGGUGCUGUGACAGUCAUCAGCCCCCUGGAGCUGAUCCGCACCAAGAUGCAGUCCCAGCAGCUCAGCUACCGUGAGCUGCGUGUCUGCAUCCAGUCAGCAGUGGCCCAGGAUGGCUGGCUGUCCCUCUGGAGAGGCUGGGGACCCACCGUGCUGCGGGACGUCCCCUUCUCAGCUCUGUACUGGUUUAACUAUGAGCUGGUGAGGAUGUGGCUCUGCAAGCAGGCCUGGCUGGACGGGGCCACGUUCACGGUCAGCUUUGCAUCUGGGGCCAUCUCUGGCACGGUGGCCGCAGUGCUGACGCUGCCCUUUGAUGUGGUCAAAACCCAGCGGCAGAUUGAGCUGGGAGACAGUGAGGUGCACCCAGUCACAGCCUCCAAGCCUUCCUCCACGUGGCUGCUCAUGCAGCGGAUCCGAGCCGAGUCUGGCACCCGGGGGCUGUUUGCAGGGUUCCUGCCCCGCGUCAUCAAGGUGGCACCUGCCUGUGCCAUUAUGAUCAGCACCUAUGAAUUUGGCAAGAGCUUCUUCCAGAAGCUGAACCAGGAGCAGCAGCUGCGGGGAUUGUGAGCGGGCCUGGGGCAGGGCUGGAUGUGGCCAUGCCCAGGGGACAGUGCCAGCCCUGCUCCAGCCAGGUGUCCCAGGAGCUGUGCAUAGCCCAAGUGCCUUCGUUCCUGCUCUGCCUCCCGCUGCCUGCACGCGGAGUCAGGGCCAGCCACUCCAGGGGACAUUGUGCCUGCUGCUGUGACACUGGGGGGGAUAUGGAGCCCCUCCCCUCACUCAUCCCUUGGGGCUGGACAGAUGCUGCUGCUGGAAUCAUGGACACUGGCAAGGAUGGGGUGUCCCAGGAGAUUUGGCCUGGCAGGAGAUGGAGCUGGGGCUCUGGCAAGGACCAAACCCCAGACCUUGGGGGCUUCUCUGCCUGCCCAGAACCCCCAGCCCUGCUCUGCCUGGGGAUCUGCCCCUCCUGACCAUCACACACAGCCUCACCUUGCUGGCUCUGCAUGGCAUGGGGACAUGUCAGGACCCUCUCCCUGCCUCUGGACCUCUCCUCCCACUUGGGAUGUCCCUUGGGGUUGACAGACCCUGUGUGGGGACAGACCUCACUGCUGCUCCGGGGGACUAUUGUGGCACCCCUGCCCCAUCCUUUCACUGCAAGGGUCUGCCCCAGCUCUGCGGGCACUGCCCCCCUUACCCUGGGACUCACAGAGGGAAUUUCUCCUAAUUUCUUAAAUAAAAUUAUUGUCUCUUAGUGGAA